CUAACCACAGCGGCAGUGCAGGCGGCCCCCGGUCCCCCACCCCUUCCACGCAGCGCUCGCGACAAGUGCGCAGGGGAGGGCGAGCGCGUGCGGCGGGGCCAGCUGCGUUCCGAGCCCGGGCACCGCCGCCUGCUUCUCUGGAAGCGCCUGGGAGCCCCGCGGCGCGGAGUCCGAAGACGGCCACCAUGGAGGCGCAGGCACAAGGUUUGUUGGAGACUGAACCGUUGCAAGGACGAGAUGAAGACACAGUAGCAAGUGCUGACUUCUCUAGCAUGCUGUCUGAGGAGGAAAGAGAAGAGUUAAAGGCAGAAUUAGUUCAGCUCGAAGACGAAAUCACAACAUUACGGCAAGUUUUAUCGGCAAAAGAAAGGCAUCUGGUUGAGAUAAAGCAAAAACUCGGCAUGAACCUGAUGAAUGAAUUGAAGCAGAAUUUCAGCAGAAGCUGGCACGACAUGCAGACCUCGACCGCCUACAAGAAAACACACGAAACGCUGAGUCACGCAGGGCAGAAGGCAACUGCAGCUUUCAGCAACGUGGGGACGGCCAUCAGCAAGAAGUUUGGAGAUAUGAGGUCUCACUCGAUCGGCUACUCCAUUCGCCAUUCCAUAAGUAUGCCUGCUAUGAGGAAUUCUCCUACUUUCAAAUCAUUUGAGGAGAGGGUUGAGACAACUGUCACAAGCCUUAAGGAAGCGCUGGUAAGCUCACAGCUCACGUGGCGUUUUAGUGUUUGAUCCAGCACCCUGCGCUUCUCGCUUUUCUCUCUUCACUGGGACGGAAGGUGUAGAGCCCGCCUCCGCCUUCAGACAUGAACAAAACGAACUCAGCCGACCAGAUCCUACCCUGUGUCAAGACUUCCUGAAAGUGGAUUCAGUGUCUGCAUGAUUAUCCCCGCGGUUUAACAAGACUCACAUCCCACCCACCUCCUAUGUCACAGCCGAUGCCUACUUCCUCUUCUUCUGCCCACCCAGGCAAUGGAGAAUAAAUAACUAAUAAUUGUGCUUUGUAUAAAACUUCCCACUCACUCAGUCACUGCAAAUUCCUCAUUCUUUUUCUUUCUCCAGGCUAAAUAAUAGAUGUUUAACCCUUCUUUAUAUAUAUUUGCCGCAUAGUUUUUUGUUCUAAAUUUUCUUCAAAAUUUCUAUAACGUUCUUCAAUUCUGGGUCCCAGGCUGUUUCCGGGUGACUCACAAGUCAGUAAGGAUGAAUCAGUGAGGAAAUGCCUCAUGGGUCUUGUGCUGCGGUUCUAUCACACGUACUGUUUUAAGCCCAGUUUUAAAAAACAUCGCUCAAAAGGAAUCCUAUUCAUAUUUGUAUCUAUUAGAAAUAAUGUUCUGCUGGGAAGGGAGGUCUGUUCUUGCCAUCUCCUCACACAGUCUGUCACACACCUUGUGGGAUUUAUACCCAACUGAUUGUUCUUCCUUUAUACCCAGUUCUGUAGACAACUUGGUUUUCCAGGAAAAUUUUUCCAUUUCAUCACCAUUAUAUAAAAUUUAGUCCUAUUUGCCUUGGUCCUUGUAAUACGUCACUGUCUCACCUGAGGACUCGCAGCUGGUUUCACCUCUGUGCUCAAUGAGCAUACUUUCUCUUGCCUCUAAAAUAAACAAGCAUAGCAAGAACAAGCUCCUAUGAAACCAUAAUGUGUUGUGUUUCACCAUGUUCCAGUGAAUAAGGAGCAACUACAUCCCUUCCAGCCGUCUGGUCAGUCAGCCUUCCAGCCAUUCUCUGAACCAUGGCAAGCAGACCGUAGUUCUAGUGCACCUAUUUUUGAAGAAUUCUUUGCAGGGCCUGACUUAGAAUCUUAAGAAAAAGAUAAGAUAUAUUUAUGACUUCUUUGUGUCUUCUCAACGAGCCAUAUGAUUAUGAGAGAUUAGGCGGCCCAACUCAAUAAUUCAAAUAGAAUUUUAUGCAACCAAUAAUCAUAGUUUUGGGGAUAAAGUGGCAAAUGCCUGAAUGAAGAGCCGUAAUGAAGGGAAGGGUCCAGAAAAGGUUUAUUGUUCACAUCUUUCCCGAAGCAACUCCUGACCUCAAUAAUUGCUGUGGACAGUCAUUCAACUCACGUCGUUAGGAAACCCCUUUAUUCCACUCAACCCUCUCGGUUAGAAAACCCCUUCACUGUGCUCCCUUUUUUUGCCAAAUUGCUUUAAUUCAAAACGAUUUCCUCUUUUAUUUUUCUAUUUUGAAUUGGAAAAGAUCAAGAACUAGGAGAAGAGAAAGCAACAAAGCCCGAAAGAAAACAUCAGUGAUUGGUAUUCACUUGAUUCAAAACUGUGUGUGACUUCUACUGCAAAACAGAGUGCAAGUACAACAAAGAGGAGAAUGGGAUCUCUUAAUAGAGUAGAUUACAUUGAAUUGAUCUUGUUUCUCUCCAGAAAGAAAUAAACAUAGUGAAAAGUCACAUAGUUGAAAGCAAUCCCUGCUUCUUCCCAGUGCUGGGAUGACAGAGGAGGAAUCAGUCAGUGCUCAGUGUCCGAGGUCUGCAAAUCAAGGCCUGUGGGCCAAAUCCAGCUAGCUGGCUAUUCUUGAAUGGCCUGUAAGCUAAGAAUGGUUUUUAUAUAUAUUUUUUAAGAUUUUAUUUAUGUGGCAG
Messenger RNA from Neogale vison (American mink), 2583 nucleotides. It is a transcript of the gene TPD52L1, whose product is annotated as TPD52 like 1. Gene Ontology annotation, cellular component: cytoplasm. NCBI's taxonomy places the organism in Eukaryota, Metazoa, Chordata, Mammalia, Carnivora, Mustelidae. The record is from RefSeq and is a predicted model, not a curated record. The coding region runs from base 186 to 731 and encodes 181 amino acids. The transcript has 8 exons. Gene Ontology annotation, biological process: positive regulation of MAP kinase activity; positive regulation of apoptotic signaling pathway.